Molecule: messenger RNA, 2036 nt
Organism: Vigna angularis (adzuki bean)
Lineage: Eukaryota; Viridiplantae; Streptophyta; Magnoliopsida; Fabales; Fabaceae
Product: protein NRT1/ PTR FAMILY 1.2
Exons: 5
Coding region: 201-1913 (570 amino acids)
Biological process (GO): transmembrane transport; oligopeptide transport
Cellular component (GO): plasma membrane
Molecular function (GO): transmembrane transporter activity
Source: RefSeq, a predicted model, not a curated record
UAAAACCUUGGAAUUUUUACACAGGCAUGUUUAUACACGACAUCUUUUUCAUCCCUUGACCAAACUAAAACGAGAAAUGGACAAGAACAUGAAUAAAUAUUCAUUUGUUUCAAUUACUAAGAUGACAGAGCAUAAGUAAUAACGAGGUUAUGCCUCCACCGAAGUUCAACUGAGGAGAGAGAUCUAUUUCUGUAAGAAAAAUGGAGAUGCCAAUUGAGCAAAAGAAAGCCACCCCAAAGGUUGAAAGGAAAAAAGGUGGCUUCAGAACCAUGCCCUUUAUCAUAGCAAACGAGACAUUUGAAAAGGUUGCGAAUGUGGGGCUGCAUGUGAACAUGAUAUUGUACCUGCUACGGGAGUAUAAUUUUGACCCUGCAACAGCAGCCAUUAUAGUAUUCCUGUGGAACGCCAUGUCUAAUUUUAUACCAAUGUUUGGUGCUUUCCUUUCUGAUUCUUGGCUUGGACGAUUUCGUGUUAUUGCCCUCGGAACCAUCAUCGACCUUGUUGGCCUGGUUGUAUUGUGGCUCACAGCGAUUAUUAGGCGUGCUAGGCCCGAAUGCCAUAAUGAAGAAGCUUGUGCGAAACCUACAUCAUUUCAACUCCUAUUUCUUUUCUCUGCACUUGCUCUGAUGGCUCUUGGGGCUGGGGGAAUUAGGCCGUGCACCUUAGCCUUUACGGCUGAUCAAAUCAGAAACCCUGAAAACCCACAAAACGAGAGGACCAUGAAGAGCUUCUUCAAUUGGUACUAUGUUUCGGUUGGCGUUUCAGUAUCAAUUUCAGUGAUAUUUAUAGUGUACAUCCAAGUUAAAGCAGGGUGGGUGAUAGGUUUUGGGAUUCCUGUGGGGCUUAUGACAUUUUCUACUUUAAUGUUUUUCUUGGGUUCUUCUUUAUAUAUCAAAGUGAAACCAAACAAGAGCUUGCUCACUAGCUUUGCCCAAGUGAUUGCGGCAGCAUGGAAAAACAGACACUUGUCUCUUCCUCCCACGAACUCCGACGCAUGGUAUUUUCACAAUGACUCCAUUCUUGUUCAGCCAACUAAUAAAGUAAGGUUCUUGAACAAGGCUUGCAUACUGAAGAACAAAGAGAAAGAUCUAGACAGUGAUGGGAUGCCCACUGACCCGUGGAGUAUGUGUACAGUGAGACAAGUAGAGGAAUUGAAAGCUAUAAUCAAAGUUCUUCCUAUUUGGUCCACUGGUAUAAUAUUUGCAACUACCAUAAGCCAACAAUCAUUUUCUGUGGUUCAAGCAGGGACCAUGAACAGGGAGGUGUUCCAUAUGGACAUUCCAUCAACCAACUUCAGUGCAUGCAUAAUCCUUACUUUAACCAUAUGGGUGGCUAUUUACGACCGAAUUCUGCUUCCCCUGUUCCCAAAGGGGCGAGGACUCAGUGUUAAGCAACGACUGGGAUUUGGAAUAGCUAUCUCAUGCUUGGCCACUGCAGUGGCAGCAUGGGUAGAGAGGAAAAGAAGGGAUGAAGCAAUAAGGGAAGGGUUUAUAGACAACCCAAAAGGAGUCGUGAACAUGUCUGCUGUGUGGUUAGUGCCUCAGUACUGCUUAUAUGGUUUAGCAGAGGGUUUGAACAUCAUUGGACAAAUAGAAUUCUAUUACUCCCAGUUUCCUAAGGCAAUGUCAAGCAUUGCUGUUUCCCUAUGCACCUUUGGCAUUGGGGUAGGAAACCUUGUCGGAAGCCUUAUUGUGAAAGUUGUGAAAGAUGGAACAGGGAAAGGAGGAAAAGCUAGUUGGCUAGCAUCAAACAUCAACAUGGGCCACUAUGACUACUACUAUGCCCUUCUUCUCGUUCUAAAUUUGGCUAAUUUAUUAUGCUUCUUAGCAUUUAGUGUAGCUUAUGGGAGCACUCAGGAUAUUAAAAACUGGGAUCAAGAUUUUACUUCAGAGCAAGAGAUCGACGACAAAUGAAGGAAAACACAAACAAGCAAGUUUGUUUUUUCCCAUAUUUUAGUAGUAACUUGAAUACGGGAAAAAGAGUGUUUAUUUAGAUUAUUAUAUAGUAUGUUUGUAGAAAAAAUUACAUAUAAAACU